Beauveria bassiana ARSEF 2860 is the source of this 1356-nucleotide messenger RNA. Its product is annotated as transposase-like protein. Lineage: Eukaryota; Fungi; Ascomycota; Sordariomycetes; Hypocreales; Cordycipitaceae. The coding region runs from base 1 to 1356 and encodes 451 amino acids. The record is from RefSeq and is a predicted model, not a curated record. Gene Ontology annotation, molecular function: protein dimerization activity. The transcript is spliced from 4 exons.
AUGUCUCAGCCGAUACGUUGCCGCAUUGAGAUAGCCCAUAACGAGACCCGCCCAGCGAAAGCCAUCGGUUGCUUUUGGCUGAUCAUCACUUCGUACCCGCCGGGUACACAAGGCGUUGAUAGUGCCGCGCCAAUGUACAACUCUGGCUGGGCAAAACUGGACAAGUACUAUCGCCUUACGGACGAAUCCCCAGCCUAUGUUGCAGCUAUUGUGCUCCACCCGUCGUAUGAAUGGCAUUAUAUACAUGAGAAUUGGAAGAGGGAGUGGGUGGCACCAUCGAAGACGUUGGUUGCGGCGCUUUGGGAUGAAUAUAAACCUGUGGAGACACUUCCAUUAUCUGAGCCAGAACCGAUGGCUACAAACGAGUUCUUACAAUGGAGGAACAAGCAUCUACAGCCGGCACCUAUGACAGACGAGUACGAGCACUAUUGCAAGUCUGAGCGGGUCUAUAAAUUCACAGGCGCUCUUACAUGGUGGCUAGAGGAAACACAGCAAAAGACGUAUCCAAAUUUGAGUAAAAUGGCAGUGGAUAUACUGUCGAUUCCUGCCAUGUCGGCGGAGCCUGAGAGACUCUUUUCGGGGACAAGAAUAACCAUUACCGAUCGUCGAAAUCGGAUGGGCAGUGAUGUAAUUGAAGCAACAGAGUGCUUAAAAUCAUGGUUCGGGAUACGGGACUUUGAAGGCAUGAUGUCAAGCGAGGGCAGACAUCGACGCGAGCGGCUUCUGCCAAGGCAAAACCCAAAGUCCGAGGUCCUGGCAGGAAACAGAAACCGCCGGUCCCCGAUUUCAACGACGAAAGAUGCUAAUAUCUUCGAGCCUCUUCGAAGGGAGAUUUCUGAGUACACUUUAGUAAAUGGCCUCCAGGAUGCCUGGCGAGUGGUGGACGCCCUGCGAUGGCCAGACCCUGACGUCGCGAAGCUAGACAAGUCUCUCUCGAGGGUUCAGCGGCUGCAGUGGCAGUUACAGCGCUGUGAUACACUGGAAAUAAAAGAUUAUAGCUUGCCGACUUUGACGGUGAUCCAGCGACGUUUCUAUAUGGUUCAGUUGAUGGCCGAAUACCGGAACGCGACUAGAGAAGUACACAAUGGAGACGGAAGUGGCGUGAUCGAAACGUUUGCAAGAGAAAUGUUCCCUGAGCUGGGCUCGCAACAACGACAAAAAAGAUGGGACUAUUUUCAACAAACAGCAGAACCCCUCUUUCAAGCGGUGGAACGAUACGGUUACGGCGUUCUCAUCUUCCCGUUACGUAACGUGACGAUGAAAAGGACGAGGCGCUUGUUCAAGAGGAGGGAAGCGGUACUGUUUGUAACUUCUGCCACAACUGCAUUUACCUGCCCUGUGCUGACAGAUAGCUAA